UGAAAUUCUAUUGUGGAAGCACCAUGCAUGUUUUUAUACAUUCCUUCGUAACUAGCAUUUUAUGGUAAAUAGUUAUUGAGAAAUGUGCAGCGAUUUAUUGUAUCAAACGUUUUUUAGUUGACAUUACUCUGUUUGUAAUAAGAAAAUGUAAACUUGAAGUUGGUUAGCUUUGUUCAGUCUUUAUCUUCGACAUGGGAAACGGAGCGGCGGUCCCGUCCAAUUCGCGCCAAAUUGGGGCAGCUGAAAGUGAUCAUACAACGGCGCUGGUCACAGAAAGUCAAAACAUCGGUGGUCUUGCUCGACUGGCAGAAGCAAAAAGUAAAUUUAUGAACACAAAAGGAAGACAAGAAGCGUUGAAGGCUUCGAAACAGGUAAACUGUAUACAAUAUAUGUGAUAUCAAGUUGUUUGAAAUGUAAUAAUGUAUCAAUUAUAAAGUCACAGCACACUAUAGACUGAUUUUUGGUUUCCAUGUCAAGAUAGUGUAUUGCGAGGUGUAUUGUAGAUAUAAAGGUCAGCCUUGUACCCCAGGCAUCUUUGUGCACAGAAAUAACGCUCUGAGCUUACGCACACAGCAUGUUGGCGAGGGUCAUUCGACUCAUUCACAUCCUCAAGCACCCUCACUCUAACACCACUGAUCUGUAUAUGACAGGUAAGUGAGAUUCCCCUUACGAAUUUGUUAUUUGUCUGUCAUGCAAACCAACAAGCUUUGGCUAUUUGUCCGUGAAUUAACUUGAUUGGUUCAUUUACAUGGCCAGUGAUUGUUUCACACAGUAAAACCAGAACCUUGCCUGCACCUAACCUCUUCCCUAAUCUCUAACCCUAAUCUCUAACCCUAAUCUCUAACCCUAACUAAUCAAGUUACCUGCUCACAGGUCAAUCCAUGGAGCUAGCGUGCACAAGGCAGUUCCUUAACCACUUGGCUACCAAGUAUUUGCUUGAAAAUGAUUGAGAUUUACUGAUUUACUUGAUGUCAUUUUACAGUAGCAAACUGACAGAAUGAAGAAAUGAACCAAUCAAAUUAAUUCAUGGGCAAAUAGCCAAAGCUUGUUGGUCUCCAUGACUGGACGAAUAACCACUUCCUUCCUCUUGUUAAUAACUAAGCAUGAUCCCUUUUAAACACCUGGGUACGAGGCUGUAUUUAAGGUUGGCACCGGUACGCCAACAAUGGAUCAGUCAGAAGCACUGUAUUGCUUCUUGAAAUCCCUAAAAUCCCAAAACUUCCGAUUGAAAUUCAAAAAAUCCCUGUAUGGUUUUUUCAGAGUAACACACCCCUCGGAUCAAUAAUCAACACAGGGGCGGUACUAGACCUAUUUUAAUGGGCGUUGUAAGUGAUAAUUUGCUGAGUCAUUUCCACUAAUUAAUAUUUUUCCCCCAAGAGUUUUAUCGCGCAUUUUAGUUUUUUUCCAUUCCUAUCCAAUUCAUGUUUUGCUGACUGGAACACAAUAAUUUGCCGACUACCUGACGACUGUGGAGAUGUUCCAUCCCAUCUAGCACCGCCCCUGCGUCAACAAGCUUUAUAAAUAAUAUUGUGAUCACACAAGCCCAUAGGGAAUGUAUUAGGAGUUAGGUGUAAGGUUACUGUAGGGGCUGGGGUUAGCAGGUAAUUUUGUAAUUAAUUUAAUAAUUACUUGUUGCAUGAACAUAGAUUUUGUAACUUGAUACAAAUAACAUUUGAACAAAGUAAUUUGUGUUACUUCUACAGUAUGUGCUUCCUAAUAUCUUCCAACCUUACCAUAUCAGGAAAUGUCAGAAGGAAAUGGCACUGCAUGGCAUUGAAUGUCUGUGGAGGCUUAACUGGUUAUGCGACUGCACAAAAAUUGCCCUGCUCAUAUUAAGUAACAAAUAGAACACAGUUGAAUUAUAUGACUUGUUUUGUAUGUUGCUUAGGAUGAAAUUGUGUUACCAGUUACCAAAAUAUUUUGUAUUAUACAUAUAUACUGUACUGUGUAUCUCUGGUUAUAAAAUGCCCACAUUUUUUUGUCAGAUUAAAGGGACAAACUUCAUCAAAGAAUUAUAUCAUAGACUUGACCCAAGUAUUGCCUUGCCCAAUGCUGUGGAUAUCACUGGAGAAAUCCAGGUUGCUAUGAAAUACAACAGGGAAGAAAAACUUCUGCUUUUAAAAUUGAUUCAAGCAAGAGAGUUGGUACCAAGAGAUGUCAUUGGUUACUCAGAUCCAUAUGCUGUUAUUAAAAUAGUUCCAGAUAGGUAGGUACAAACACAAA
Molecule: messenger RNA, 2223 nt
Organism: Paramuricea clavata
Lineage: Eukaryota; Metazoa; Cnidaria; Anthozoa; Malacalcyonacea; Plexauridae
Source: the annotation of a GenBank genome assembly